This is a messenger RNA of Arachis stenosperma, 555 nucleotides long. RefSeq lists its product as uncharacterized. The record is from RefSeq and is a predicted model, not a curated record. Bases 1 to 555 code for a protein of 184 amino acids. The transcript is spliced from 2 exons. Lineage: Eukaryota; Viridiplantae; Streptophyta; Magnoliopsida; Fabales; Fabaceae.
AUGAGGAAGAAAACAGUUAUUCAAAAGAGUCCCAGGGCCAAAAUCCUUAAACUCCCUAAAAAUCCUAGAACUUCUCCUUGCUCCAAAGAUCACACUUUUACACCAUCACCCUCUCCUCCAACCUCUCCUCCUCGCACCGAUCCAAUGGAAUGCACCAAAAUAACUCCAAGGUUUCCUUCUUCUUCCAAGCCGUCGGCUCCACCUAGUGCUCCCUCUCAGCCAAGCACUUCGAAGAGGAAGCGUCCAGCUGUUGAGGAGCCUAUGCCUGAACCAUCUCAACCUAAGCCAAGGUCAACUCUUCAAUGUUCUCAAAGAGGCCAUGAUCUUGUCUUGAAUGAAGAAUCCAUUAGUGAUGCUCUUAAAUAUACUGAUGUUGGUACUUGUGUUUAUACCUCUGGUAAAUGGGAUGACGGAUUAGGUGUUCCCUAUAGAGAUGCUCUGGCUGUUGUAUGUGAAAAUAUCUCUCUCAUUGAUGGCCUCACACUAACUUACAAAUCCCUUGGUUAUCUUCGUGCCCAGUUGCAUCGUAUAAUGAACCACAUUAUUCUUCUUUAA